GGAGGGGUGGAGCGAUUAAUUUGGAGAGCCGGGACGGGCUGUGGAGCUGCUGCUGCAGGACCGGCUGCUGCCUCCUCUGCCCAAGGUAACGGCGGGGGGUGUGCGUGGGGGUCCAGCUUAGAGCUUCGGGGGUGCCCUGGCAGCGGGGCGCCUCUCUCCGCUUUUUCACCGCAACCUCUUUGAAUUUCACGUUCAUCUUUCUCCCUCUCCCUGUAACGUAGCCGCUCCCGAGCGCUCCGCCCUGAGAGGCAACGAGGAACCGCGCCGGGCUCGGCGGUGCGGAGGAGCCGGCAGGUGCCCGCGGCUCCCCAGGGCUGCCCUCCCCGCAGAUGCUGUAAGGUGGGGAGAGUGAAUUGGGUGUGAACUGCAAACUGACCAAGCGCUGAUGGAGGAGCAGCUGCGGUGACUGCUGAGAAUCCAUCCUUCAUUUCUGAAUGGUAACAGUUAAAGUCUUUACUCCCACUUUGCCAUCUUACAUCUGAUUUGAAUUGAUGGUGAGAGGAAGCAUAAGCUAUAUCUCAUUCUGUUUGGACUCCUUGUUUACAGAAGAGUGAUGGCGAUGCUAUUAAGCACAAAGAGGAUCACCAUAUGCCUGUUUUUCUUUGUACGGAGUUUGGCAGCAGCUAUUGAAAUACCGUUAUCAGUUGCACAGCUUCCAACAAUCACGGAGCAAUCUGAAACCCAGGUUGCCUACCCUUUUGACGAGAACUUUACAAUUAAAUGUGAAGCCAGUGGAAACCCGCAGCCCACUUUCAACUGGACAAAGGAUGGAAAACCAUUUGAUCUGUUAUCUGAUCCCAGGAUAAUCACACGUAAUAACUCUGGGACAUUUGUGAUUCAGAACCAUGGAAUCAUCACCAAUUUCCAAGGGAAAUAUCGUUGCUAUGCAUCCAAUGUGCUGGGAACUGCCAUGUCAAAAGAAAUUGAACUCAUUGUUCCAAGUGUACCAAAAUUCCCUAAAGAAAAGAUAGAGCCCCUUGACGUGGAGCAUGGUGAUUCUGUGAUCUUGCACUGUAACCCCCCUAAAGGGAUCCCACCUUUGCAUAUCUAUUGGAUGAAUAUUGAUUUGCAGCACAUUCCUCAAGAUGAAAGGGUCUCCAUGAGCCUUAAGGGAGAUCUCUACUUUGCAAAUGUGGAAGAAAAUGACAGCCGAAGUGAUUAUUGUUGCUUCGCAGCGUUUCCAAAACUGAGGACAAUUGUACAGAAAAUGCCAAUGACACUGAAGGUCUCCCGUUUUAAGCAUGCUAAUGACUCAGGCUCACCUAAUGCUGCAGUUACUAAGGCAAAUUUUAUUAAAGAGAGAAAACCCAAACUGCUGAUCCCUCCUGAAUCUGCUGGCAGCAGCUCAUCAGUCACUGUUAUCAAGGGAGGUGUCCUGCAACUCGAGUGUAUUGCUGAAGGGCUUCCAACUCCUCAUCUAAGCUGGGUCAAAGUUACUGGAAGCUUGCCCAAGGACAAACCUGUAACAGAUAAAUUUGGGAAGGUACUGAAGAUAGAAAACGUGUCUGCAGCUGAUGAAGGAACCUACCAGUGCACAGCAAGCAACCCCGUGGGCAGAGCAAAACAUGAAUUCCAUGUUCAUGUGGAAGAGCCUCCUCGGUGGAUUAAGGAGCCCAGAGGUGGUGUUUACAGCUUAGGAGAGAAUCUUUUGCUGCUUUGUGAGGCCAUCGGCAACCCAGAGCCAACCAUUCAGUGGAAACUUAACGGGAUGCCCGUUGAUAGUAGGACCUUCAGAGGGAGAAUCUCUGAUGGGGAGCUCAGCCUUAUCAACCUUCAGCUUCAGGACACUGCUGUGUACCAUUGUGAGGCCAGUAACAAGCAUGGCACCCUCCUUGCUAGCGCCAACGUGAAUGUCCUCAAUAUUGCUCCCUUAAUCCUGACUUCAGAUGGUGAAAACUAUGCUGCAGUUGUUGGUUACAGUGCCUUCCUGCACUGCAAAAUUUUUGCCUCGCCUGCAGCAGAUGUUAGAUGGACUAAGGAUGAUAGCAUAGAGCCACUCUCAGCAUUACGCUAUGAAUUAAAUAAAAAUGGCACCCUAGAAAUCAAAGAAACAAAGAAGGAAGAUUCGGGAUCAUACGCUUGCUGGGCUGCAAAUUCUGUUGGAAAAAGAGCAAUCACAGCAAAUCUGGAUAUAAGAGAUGCUACAAAAAUUGUCAUUACUCCGAAGAACCCCCAAGUGUUGAAAUCACAUUCAAUUUUACUGAAAUGUCAGUCUGAGUAUGAUUCACACUUGAAAAACAGCUUCAAAUUAUCCUGGAGGAAAGAUGGAUAUGAGCUGUCAGUCAGCAGCAUACAAGACAGCAGGAUAGUUAUGGACAUGGAUACGCUGUUCAUAUCAAAUGUGAUGUUGGAGGACCAAGGCGUUUACACGUGUGUGGCUAGCACUUCUCUUGACAGUGUCACUGCCAAAACGCGGUUAAUUGUUCUUGAUGUUCCUGACCCACCAGAAGACCUGCAGCUCUCAGAACAUCAAAACCGAAGUGUUCGACUGUCUUGGAAAGCUGGGGCCAGCCACAACAGCCCUGUUAAUGAGUCGAUUAUAGAGUUUGAAGAGAGCCGGUGGGAGCCGGGGAGGUGGCAGGAGCUGGCCCGAGCCCCAGGGAACACCACCACCACCCUCCUGUCCCUGGCCCCAUACACCAAUUACCAGUUCCGUGUUGUGUCUGUGAACGCUGUUGGAAGGAGCCAGCCCAGUAAACCAUCUCUGCGCUAUGCGACACCUCCGGCUGCUCCAGACAAGAACCCAGAAAACAUCCGAGUUGAAGCUUCUGAACCAAAUGAAAUGGUGAUGAAAUGGGAGCCACUGAAGCCCAUGGAGCGAAACGGGCCAGGGCUGGAGUACAAAGUCAGCUGGAGGCAGCAGGGUGUUGAGACCGAAUGGAAUGAGGAAACAGUGAAGAAGCACUCCCUGACCCUGAGGAACACCCCCACCUUCGUGCCCUACGAGAUCAAGGUCCAAGCAAUAAAUAAUUUAGGAGCUGGGCCUGAACCAAAUAUUACCACUGGAUAUUCAGGAGAGGACAUUCCAGAUGCCGCUCCUUCCGGCGUCUCGGUGGAUAUUGUCAACAGCACGCUGGUCAAAGUCUUCUGGUUUGGAAUACCAAGGGACAGAGUUCGUGGACAUUUAAGAGGCUAUAAGGUCAGUUGGUGGAAAACAAAAAGCAUGCUGGAUGGAAAAAGGCAUCACCCGGAGAAACACUUCCUGACGUUUGUAGGAGACAGAAACUAUGGGAUGAUCCCUGGUCUGGAGCCCUUCAGUGAAUUCCGCUUGGCUGUGCUGGCGUACAACUCCAAGGGUGAUGGACCAGAAAGUGCUCCUGUGGUGUUUGAAACUCCGGAAGGAGUCCCUGAACAGCCCCAUUUUCUGAAGAUCCUGAACUUUGAUAAGGACUCUGUCACCCUAUCAUGGGGACUUCCCAAGAGAGCCAAUGGCCACAUUACUGGCUACGUUUUGCAAUACCAGAUAAUAAAUGAAACACAUGAGAUUGGGCCUCUGAUGGACAUCAGUGUGGCCAACCACACCACCCUGAACUGGAGGCUCACAGACCUCAGCCCCAGCACCAAGUACAAGUUCUACGUCAAAGCCUGCACAGCCAAGGGCUGUGGGAAGCCAGUGACAGAAGAAGGCCUGACAGUGGCUCAAGGGAGUAAAGGGAUCGGCAAGAAUUCAGAAGCAGUAAACCCCACCCAAAAGUUUCACCCCAUUGAGGCACUUGAGCCUGGAACUGAAUAUACAGUUCGUCUAGUGACUAAGAAUUGGGUUGAUAACAAUAGCAUUUUUGAAGAUGUAAUUGAGACGAGGGGGAGAGCCUAUGCAGGCAUUUACGAUGGGAUUUCCACCCAGGGCUGGUUUAUUGGACUGAUGUGUGCCAUUGCCUUGCUCACUCUGAUGCUGCUAACUAUUUGCUUUGUCAGAAGAAAUAAAGGAGGAAAAUACUCAGUGAAAGAAAAAGAAGAUUUGCAUCCAGACCCUGAAGCUCAAUCAAUAAAAGAUGAAAUCUUUGGGGAAUAUAGUGACAGCGAUGAAAAGCCGCUGAAAGGCAGCCUGCGGUCCAUUAACGGGGACAUUAAAGCCACUGAAAGUGCUGAUAGUCUGGUAGAUUAUGGAGAAGGGGAGCACGGGAUGUUCAAUGAAGAUGGUUCAUUUAUUGGAGCUUAUGCUGGAUCUAAGGAAAAAGGAUCAGUCGAAGGCAAUGGGAGCUCUACAGCAACUUUUCCUCUCCACGCAUAAAAUUCCAGUGAGAAGAUUCGUGUUUAAUUGUGAUAUUUAUAUUGAUCAGUACUCCACAGUUACCACAAGGGAUUGGAAGCAGGUUGCCAACUGAGCAAGACUGACAUCAGGUAACGGGGAAAAAAGUCACUGCCACUAAGAGAUGAUUUUUGAGACUUUUCCAUCCUAAUUUUUAGGUAUUUUCUUCCAAUUGAAACAAAGCAAAGCAUUCGUUACUCUACAAAAUAUGUCAGUCUUACCAAAACAGAAUUUCUCAGUGUCACGUACGUAUAAUUAACUGCUACUCCAUGUUUCUUACGUUUGUAAUAUGGUUCUCUGUAUAGUAUUUUUUUCCUUCUGUGGCUGAUGUCACUUUGUACAUACAUUUAUGCGUGGUAUUCCCUCGUGUAUCAUGAUCUCAGUACUACGGAGGUCAGAACACAGCAAGGAAAGUGAGCAAAAAGCACAGGGUACUCUGCAUAGUGGCACAAUGCAUCCUACUGAGAAAAAUGAUAUUUUAAAACACUGGAGAAAAAUAUUCUCUAUAUUGUAUAAUAUUUUCGUACAGGCAUAAACUCCUUUGCUUACGAUACUCUAAAAUUGUUUUAGUGAUUACAGCUGACUGCAAUUACCAAUACUUUGAGAUGCAACUUUCUCCACAGAAAAUUUGCUCUCAGAAGACAAAGCUCUGGCCUUGUGGAUGAUCUGUCCAGUAGCUGGCACUAUUUCCUUAAGUAAGUUAAGCUGCAGUAACUUUUCCUGUGGCAAGGCGAAACAGGGUUCCCAUCCACCAUCAUUAGGAAGAAUUUUAAUUUGUUUUCCUCAGUCUCUGCAAGCUGCAUUUCUAAGCAAAGUGCUUUGUCUGUCUCAUAUCUGUAUAUUUGUGUGCUAGCAUACAUUUCAUGGAGAUGUUGUACAGAUGAUAUUAAUAGUGACUCAAGUGAAAAUCAGCCUUGUUUUAUUUUGAAAUGAGACAUGUUGCUAGCAUGGGUCUGUAUAGCUGUAUAGGAGUAGAAUUGCUUCUCAGUAUGACUUUCAACUAGCAAAACAGGUUUUCAGCAGAGUUGUGUGUAUACCGGUCAUAUAAGUCUUACUUCUUUUUAGUAUCCCAUAAAAUAGAUCUACCUGACUUUCAAAAGAUUGUUUAUUUUCAAACUAUUCGUUGUUAAAUAAACAGAAGCAAAAGCAAAGAGAAAAUAUCACAGUACGGUUUCUUUAUAUGGUGUUUACUGAAUGCUGGUUUAAAUCUGGUUCUGUUCUUUGCCAGUGCUUCCCUGGACUAACUCAGCAAAGCUGCCCAGCACAUUAUUUUGGUCUUUUUGUAUUGGAAUCGCCUGAUUUUCUUUUAAAACAUCUGUAUUUUGAAACAUGCUUAUUUGAGUAGAGUGUUAAUAUUUUGAACUUACAAGUCAUCAUCGCUUCAAUUUAAAUAUUUUUUGAACAGUUACUCAAGGAUGUCGUAAAAGCCAUUUUAUGUCAUGGUAUUAAUUAGGCAAAUAUCCCUGAUGGCUCCCUUCAUGGUCUCCAUCACUUCAAUGGAAGAAAGAGAGGAAGCAAGAAUUACUCAAAUGAUUACGGGUUUAUAGAUAACCCCCACAACUAAAGCUCUAUUGGUUGUGCAUAGAAGUGCACUUUCCUAGCAGUGGAAAGGCCAUGGACUACAGGCAGCUACUUGUGCACGGUUUCUGAACAUAGGAAGGGGCUUUGGUGCUUGAUGUUCCUGCUUAUCAGUUCCUCAUUUAUUUGUUGUGUAUUUUGCUUGUAAGGACCUUUCCUGCAGUCUCUAUUUUGAAAAAGUCAACCCCGAAAACCAAACCCUAAGCUCUGUUGCCAUAUGUAUGAGCAGGAAUUGGUCAGAAGCAGUCCCGGUCCAUAUCCAUGAGCCCCGUGUUGUGAAGGACUUGACCACAUCAUUCAUUUUUUUAUUAUUUAUCAAGUUUUAUAUUUUGUCUUUCACUCAGUCUGCAUACUGAGGGAAUCCAAAGUCAUCAGCAUUUUAUAAAAAGCUUCAUUUAGGAAGUAGGGGAGCGUAAGUGGAGAAAUGUGGAAAUAGGCAUCUUGUCAACGGAGCCAUUUCCCACCAGGAUCUUUAUCUGCAGUAGCCUGAAACAGAUGAAGCCUGAGAGCUGAUGAAGCUUGUGGCAGCCUCUGCUGCAAUCGUUUUCUGGUUUUAAUGCGUUUCCUCCAGGAAUCACCUGCACUGGCUCAAGCUGCCGCACCGGUUUGUUUUCUGUCAUUUUCAUUGAAUGUGUUGUGUUUUACAUGGAGAUGUUUCAGCCCAUACUGAAGUUCCAGCUCCAUCUCAGAUGGUUCCUCACCACCUUCCCUUCCCAGCAUCCCCAGCUGCACAGCGUACAGAACCCCUGGGCGUUAUGCCUGGAGAGCACUGGCAGCGUCCUUAGGCAAAGAUGCUCAAGGGAUGGGCAUCUGAGGAAUGCAGUCAGGGUGGGCACCCCACAAGAGUGCACCACUGUCCCUGUGCAGAGCUUGGGAAGGGUUGAAGCAGGCAGCAUUCCCAGCAUUGGGGUUCUCACCCAGAGUUUGGAGCUUAUUGAUCUUUGGGUCCCUUCCAACCCGGGCCAUUCUGUAAUGCCACCUAUCAGCAGCCACAGCUCUGUAUUUUCUUGUGCUGUGGGUCGAUGCAAUCCACCAAACCAUUGUCUUAGAAAACACCUAUGCUAAACAGACCCAAACUUCAAAUCACAUUAGCAAGUGUCAGCUUAUCGAAGAAUGAAUAAAUCCCCUGUGCUAUCACUUGCUCUGCUGCUGCUAAGCUAUGUUUGUGACAUUCCUGUGAUGUGCUACUCAUCUGUGCUGGAAUGAGUGCUUUUUCUAUUAAAAUUUUAAUUCCGAUCCUUAAAUCUUAAUGUUAGUGUUUCAUUGUGCCUCAGGGCCUAAAAAUCACACAAUGACAAAAAGAUGUGCAGUGGAAUUUGUACAGUGUGCACUGACUUUUGAGGAAUAUGCCCAAUGAAUAUUAAACAAAUGGCUGAAUCUCCCAGGGAGUCUCACUCACAUGAACGUUUUUCUCUUUUCCAAUCAUUUAUUUCCUCUUCCCCCUUUUUUUGUUGGUUUUUUUUUUGUUUUUUUUGUUUUUUUCUGCCUGUUGUGCUUUUAUUUUAUAUUGCAAGGGCACCACUCAUGCAGCGUAUCUUGGAAAGCACAGGACACUUGUGGAGUUUUAGAGAUUUUCAUUCAGAAGUGAACUACAAGAGCAAGCCAACCUAGGGUGCUGCCACAGGGGACACGCAGGGUGAGUGGAAGGUGCUUCCAGCUGUCCUACUGCUCUGCAUAUAGCAAUUCUGCUCUGGCCAGGGGUGUUUGUUAAAAAGGAAUGGGAGGGUUAGGGGUGGCCAGUGCAUGAGGCUGCAGGCUGUGUCAGGCAAUUAGUAACUGUGGAUUCCAGGGGUUCUUGGUUGCAGCUGGCUAUCCUAUGCCAUUGCUUUUUGCUGCAAGAGGAGAAAUGAUGCUUUCAGAUUUGAUAUCCGUGCCAACGUGGAGUGCACUUUUAUCCAGUAAGGAGAGGCAUUUCCCUGGCUGCAGGGAUCCUGACUUGUGGCCUUAAGCAGCCCCCUCUGGAGCAAGAGAGGUAUGGAUGUUUCUCAAAAAGUUGUCAGGAUUUGACUUUGUGUGAGAUAAGCAAAUAAAAUCCCUUCCUCCUAACUAACGGGGAGCACACACCCCUGAGAAACGAACAUAUAAUUGAAGAAAACAACCUUGUGUGCAAGCUCCAGUGCUGGCGAGCUGUUUGGAGUGCAUUGUGGUUUGGUGUGGGUUGUAAUUUCAGUCCUAAGAUGUUAUUCAGUGUAUGGAUUAUAAAAAAAUGGCCAAAUCUAGGGAUGUGGUCUUGAAGUUCUGUUUUCUUUGCCAUUCCUCAGCAGAGGGCUGCAUGCUGGGCUGGGUCUUCAGCAGGACUGGGGUUGGAAACCAUGCCAGGAAAUGGCAUUUCCCUCAGGAUUAGAAUGUCUGCGUGUAUAGUAAACAUAAAAUCUUCUCUGUUAUACAAGUUCUAAAUGGAUUUAAAUAGCGUAUCAUUUAAUGAUUUAUGAUUUUUUAUUCUGUUGUGGCCUUGUUAUCCCAAUUUUAAUGAGCAACUUUUUAUUCUGAUGGCUACUUCCAUUGACUUAAUAGGUCAAAUGCAGUGCAGGAAAUGUUUUCAGGCCAGUAGCCGAGGUGAAAACAAGUGCUGGCACAAUCUUUCUAUACUAAGGAUUUUCUUUUUUUUUUACAGUAAUUCUGCAUGUAGUUUUGUAAACUAAAGUUAAAAUAACAUUCACUUCUGAAAGGAAAUCUCAUCAUAAUUUCUUAUAACCAUUAUUUUUCAGGUGAGUGCUAAGUCUAGAUUAGUUUAAGUAUCUGAAAUAACAUAUGUUAAAAAUACAAACUUAUAGUUCUUUAUGGCAAGAGGAUUUCCUCUCUUUGACAAUGGAUUGAGCCCUCAGCUGCAUCCCUUCAAAUGUUCAGCAUCCCAAUAUAUGGCAAACAGCAAUGGUGGAAUACCAAUAUGUGUUUACAUUGCAGCUCUGUGUCUUUCAUGAGCAAGUUUCAACCACAUGAUGAGAUGAGUGAGUUCCAUGCUCUAUGCUGGUUUUUCAGCUGCCAUGCAGAAAACAAUACAUGGGUUUGAGCCAAAGCAUACUGUUUCCCUUCUUUAUUAUUAUUAUUAUUUUAAACAACACUUUGUAAUUUCAUGAGAAAAGAUCAAAGCAAUUGUGGUGUCACCGUUACGAUGUUCCUUUUUGAGCUAAAUGUUGGUGUGCAUUGAUUAAAGUUUAGAGAACUGUGUUGUACCGUAGUGGCUGUUUGUAUCAUGCAUAUGUGCACGUAUGGUUUUAAAAGAUAUUUUCAUUUUACAUGAAAUUCAACUUUGCUAAUAAAAGUUUGACUUGAUGUAAUCUUCAAAA
This is a messenger RNA of Gallus gallus (chicken), 9114 nucleotides long. RefSeq names its product cell adhesion molecule L1 like (gene CHL1). Bases 554 to 4231 code for a protein of 1225 amino acids. The record is from RefSeq and is a predicted model, not a curated record. Gene Ontology annotation, molecular function: cell-cell adhesion mediator activity. Gene Ontology annotation, biological process: homophilic cell-cell adhesion; dendrite self-avoidance; axon guidance. The transcript has 28 exons. NCBI's taxonomy places the organism in Eukaryota, Metazoa, Chordata, Aves, Galliformes, Phasianidae. Gene Ontology annotation, cellular component: plasma membrane; axon.